Messenger RNA from Lathyrus oleraceus (garden pea), 1770 nucleotides. RefSeq names its product probable LRR receptor-like serine/threonine-protein kinase At1g06840. Bases 1 to 1770 code for a protein of 589 amino acids. The transcript has 15 exons. Gene Ontology annotation, biological process: protein phosphorylation. Gene Ontology annotation, molecular function: protein binding; protein tyrosine kinase activity; ATP binding. The record is from RefSeq and is a predicted model, not a curated record. NCBI's taxonomy places the organism in Eukaryota, Viridiplantae, Streptophyta, Magnoliopsida, Fabales, Fabaceae.
AUGACCUCUGAAGCCUUCAAACUGAAGAGCCUCUCUAAGCAAGUCAGAAAAGACUUCAUCCGAGAUGCUGAAGUAAGACUACAGGAGCGCCUAGCCAGAGAAGCUGAGGAGCAAGCCCGAAAGGAAGCAAAAGAAAAAGCAAGCCAAGAGGAAAUACAAAUACUUAAGGAAGCUGAAGCCAGAGCUCUAGCUGACGCUACUGCUGCUGAAGCUGAAGCUAAAGCCGCUGCUGAAGCUGAAGCUCAUCGUGCUGAAGAAUCUACCAACAGGGUAGAACCGAAUGCUCUGAAUCAGGGGGAGUCUUCCACCUUUGUCCCUCUGGUUCUCAAGACACUUGAAGAUCUUCAUAAGAAGCAGAAAGAAGUCCGAGCUAGAUUGGAUCAACAGGAUUCAAACUUAAUUGGAGUUCUAGAUAUAUACGGAUUCGAGAGUUUCAAGACAAACAGGGAUUUCAUGUGGAACAAUCUGACUGGCACAAUACCAAAGGAAAUCGGACACAUUACAUCGUUGAGACUCUUGCUCUUGAAUAGAAAUAAAUUAUCUGGCAGUUUACCAGAUGAGCUUGGCAACCUUAUGAAUAUGAAUAGACUCCAACUAGAUGAAAACCAACUGUCAGGUUCUGUGCCAGAAUCGUUAGCGAAUAUGAUCAACGUUAGACACCUCCAUAUGAACAACAACUCGUUCACUGGUCAACUUCCAUCCAAACUUUCAAACCUUUCCAAUCUUAUGCAUUUGCUUUUGGAUAACAAUAACUUAUCGGGAUAUCUUCCACCAGAAUUCUCCAAGUUACACAGUUUGGAAAUACUGCAACUUGAUAACAAUAAUUUCAGCGGGAAUGGAAUUCCUUCUACCUAUGAAAAUUUACCCAGGCUUGUAAAAUUGAGUCUGAGAAAUUGCAGCCUGCAAGGAGCUAUUCCCGAUUUAAAUUCAAUACCAAGUCUUAAAUAUUUGGAUCUUAGCUGGAAUCAGUUCACUGGGUCUAUACCGUCAAAUAAUCUUUCAACCAAUAUGACAACUGUUGAUUUGUCCCAUAACAAACUCAACGGAUCAAUUCCCCGAGGCGGAAUAUAUCAUUAUCUUCAAAGAUUUAAGUUUCUCAAUCUCAUAAUUAUUAAUACAGAGAGCAGAAAGAGAAAAACAGGCAUUAUUGCUGCUAUUAUAAUAGGAGUCGUUGCUGCUGUUUUAGCAAUAACCGCAAUAACCAUGCUCCUAAUUUUUAGAAGAAAUUCGAAAUACAUGCACUUGAUUUCCAGGAAACGAACGUCCUCUAAUGUAUGUAUCAAAAUAGAUGGUGUGAAAGCAUUCACUUUGAAAGAGUUGACUCACGCCACUAACAAGUUUGAUAUCUCGACUAAAGUUGGGGAAGGAGGUUAUGGAAAUGUCUAUAAGGGCAUUUUAUCUGAUGAAACAUUUGUUGUCGUUAAGCGAGCAGGAGAAAAUUCAUUACAAGGACAAAAAGAGUUCUUGACUGAGAUUGAGCUUUUAUCGAGGUUACAUCAUCGAAAUCUUGUCUCUCUAUUAGGCUACUGUGGCGAAGAAGGAGAGCAGAUGCUGAUUUAUGAAUUCAUGCCCAACGGCACACUAAGGGAAUGGAUUUCUGGUAAGAAAUUGUCCCAAAUUAUAAAUCACUUUAAACAAAUCCGCAUGUAUCUUUCGAGAAGUGCUUAUAAAACUACCUAUUCCAAAGUUGUUUGUAUUCAAACCGGCAUGCGAGGAAUGACUGCUAGAAAUGAACUUCGAUUCAGGAAGCGGACCCUAAGAAGACUGUGA